GUGGGGGGAGGAAGGUGGAGAAGACUGAGCAGCAGCCAGAGCAUGUUCUCGAUGCAACAGUUCCCUGCCCUGCCUCCGGAAGAAGAGCGUUACCGCCAGGUCCUCUCCACUGACCGGGUCUUAGGAACAGAUGAAGAUAAUAUGGGGGAUGGUUGCUCUCAGAAGCUGGCUUCUGCCAAAUACGUUCGACUUUUGCUAAUACUGAUUCCAUGCAUCUGUGCUCUCAUCCUCCUACUGGUGUUCCUGCUUACCUUUGUAGGUAUAUUAGAAAAAACAUGUUUUUAUUCAAAUGGGAGUGACCUUCUAGCUGCUGGUGGCAACAUUCGAACAUCUGACAUUCCUUUUCCAAAUAUUGUUGAAAAUGGUUCGGAUGUGGUUCCCACAGUGGAUCUCAAAGUGCUGCCAUCAUCCUGGACCCAAAGCCCUUUAUCCCAUGUUGACCAAAUGCAUGAAAACUUAAGCAUGUUUAGGCAGGCAUUACAGGAAGAUUCCUUGGCUCCUAUUACACCAGCCCCACCAUUCAACCCCACUACUACAGAUGUUGGUAUUUUGAUCAGAGCCCCUGAAGACCAUACGUGGUCAUUUGCCACUACAGAGGAGAAAACUCGUUGGUCCACAGACACAUCCAUCAAGAUCACAGACAGGAUAUCCUCUCUACCUACGUUAAGUUCUAUCCAUCCAGCUGCUGUACAAGAAAUGAAUCUGAAAAAAAGUGCCUGCAUAAAUAUCACGUACAGCCAGUGCCAAAUGCUGCCAUAUAACCACACCACUCUAACAUCAGUUCUUUCCAUUGUCAAAAGCAUUGAAAUGGAAAAGUUCCUCAAGUUCUUCAGUUAUCUCAACCGCCUCAGCUGUUAUCAACACAUCAUGCUGUUCGGCUGUAGCCUUGCUCUUCCUGAGUGCAUCAGUGAUGGUGAUGACAGUCGAGGACUCCUGCCCUGUAGAUCAUUUUGUGAGGCAGCAAAGGAAGGUUGUGAACCAGUUCUGGGGAUGGUGAAUUCUUCGUGGCCUGAGUUCCUCAGAUGCUCCCAGUUCCAAAACAGAACUGAAAAUGACAACACUACGAGGGUCUGCUUCUCGCCAUGGCAAGAGAGAGGAAAACAACUGCUGUGCGGAGGAGAUGAGAGCUUCUUAUGUGCCAGUGGAAUCUGCAUCCCCGGGAAACUACAAUGUAAUGGCUACAAUGACUGUGAUGACUGGAGCGAUGAGGCACAUUGCAAUUGCAGUGAUGAUGUGUUCCGCUGUACUACCGGGAAAUGCCUCAAUUACACCUUUGUUUGUGAUGGAUAUGAUGAUUGUGGAGACCUGAGUGAUGAACAAAACUGUGAUUGCAAUCCAUUGAAGCAACAUCGAUGUGGAGAUGGAAGAUGUAUAACGGUAGACUGGGUAUGUGAUGGUGACCAUGAUUGUAUAGACAAGUCAGAUGAAGUCAAUUGCUCAUGUUACAGUCAGGGUCUGGUGGAGUGCAGAAAUGGACAGUGCAUUCCCAGUGCUUUCCAGUGUGAUGGGGAUAAUGACUGUAAAGAUGGAAGUGAUGAAGAUAAUUGCAGCAUAUAUCAAACACUAUGUCAGGAAGGGGACCAGAGAUGUAUUGAUGCUUCCUGCCCUGAUUCUUGUGGCACCUCUUCUCUCUGCGACAUGCGCCAGACAAACUGUAGUCAGUGUGAACCAAUUACUCUGGAACUCUGCAUGAACCUGCCUUACAACUAUACUAACUACCCAAACUACUUGGGCCAUAGGACUCAGAAGGAAGCCUCCAUCAGCUGGGAAUCUUCCCUUUUUCCAGCCUUGGUUCAGACUAACUGCUACAAGUACCUUAUGUUUUUUGCCUGUACAAUCUUGGUGCCAAAAUGUGACCCUCAAACGAAUCAGCGUAUCCCACCCUGCAGGACGCUGUGUGAGCAUUCCAAAGAACGCUGUGAAUCUGUGCUUGGAAUUGUAGGCCUGCAGUGGCCAGAAGACACAGACUGCACUCAGUUCCCAGAAGAAAACUCAGACAACCGAACCUGCCUAACACCUGAUGAGGAUGUGGAAGAGUGCUCACCCAGUCACUUCAAGUGCCGUUCUGGAAGGUGUGUCUUGGCCUCCAGAAGAUGUGAUGGCCAGGCUGACUGUGAAGAUGAUAGUGACGAGGACAACUGUGGUUGUAGAGAAAGGGGUCUUUGGGAAUGUCCAUCAAACAAGCUGUGUAUCCAGCACGCCAUGAUCUGUGACGGCUUUCCAGAUUGUCCUGACAAGGUGGAUGAAAAGAACUGCUCAUUUUGCAAGGCGGAUGAGCUUGAAUGUGCCAGUCAUGAUUGUGUGCCAAGUGAGCUGUGGUGCGAUGGGCAGCUAGACUGCAUGGACAACUCAGAUGAAUGGAACUGUGUGACUCUAUCUAAAAACGCAAGCUCUUUGGCAUUCCUGACUAUUCACAGGUCAGCUACUGACUACCAUGUUUGUGCUGAUGAGUGGCAAGAAAAGUUAAGCCAACUGGCCUGCAAUCAAAUGGGUUUAGGGGGGCUGUCUGCAACAAAAAUUGUACAAGAAAAUGAGCAACUACACCAUCAAAAGUGGCUGAAUCUGCACUCUGACUGGAAGAAUAAAAAUGCAUCCACGUUACCUGCCCUUCUAGUGAAAGGGCAGUCAUGUCAAAGCAGAAGUAAAGUGUCCCUUCUCUGUAGCAAAAAAGAUUGUGGCCGUCGCCCUGCAGCUCGCAUGAGCAAGAGGAUCCUUGGCGGCAGGACUAGUCGUCCAGGACGGUGGCCGUGGCAGUGCUCUCUGCAGAGUGAACCAAGUGGGCACAUAUGUGGCUGUGUUUUGAUUGCAAACAAAUGGGUUUUGACGGUAGCACACUGCUUUGAGGGGAGAGAAAAUGCUGCAGUCUGGAAAGUGGUGUUUGGUAUAAACAAUCUGGAUCAUCCAUCAAUCUUCAUGCAGACCCGACUGGUGAAGACUAUUAUCUUGCAUCCACGCUAUAACAGAGCAGUAGUUGACUAUGAUAUCAGCAUUGUAGAACUAAAUGAAGAUAUCAACGAGACAAGUUAUGUAAGGCCAGUCUGCUUACCCAGCAGGGAGCAGUUGGUUGAGCCAGAUACCUACUGCUACAUCACAGGCUGGGGACACAUGGGCAACAAAAUGCCUUUUAAACUUCAAGAAGGAGAAGUUCGUAUUAUUUCCCUAGAACAAUGCCAGUCAUACUUUGACAUGAAGACCAUCACCAGCAGGAUGUUAUGUGCAGGGUAUGAGUCUGGAACUGUGGACUCUUGCAUGGGCGACAGUGGAGGACCUCUCGUUUGUGAGCAGCCUGCAGGACGCUGGACAUUGUUUGGUUUAACCUCAUGGGGCUCCGUCUGCUUUUCCAAAGUUUUGGGACCUGGAGUUUAUAGCAACGUGUCACACUUCAUUGAAUGGAUUGAAAGACAAAUAUACAUUCACACCUUUCUACUAAACUAAUACCAGAAGGGUAGUGUUGUGCUGACAUACAAGAGGCAAAGAUCAAUGGCCUUUGAACAUUGAAGAUUGUGCAAUCAAGAAACUUAAGAGGAAGUUACAAGCUCUGUGUUGUUGAUGGGGAGGUAUGGAAAAUGCAGCAUAAAUAAAUUGAUUAAACUCUCUGCCCCUGGAGAUACGUUGGGGCAGAACACUAUUUUUGUAAUCCUUUUGACUUUUCCUUUAGCUCUAUUGUGUGCAUUCCAAGCACAACACAAGGCUUAAAGGAAGAAUCAGCCAAUCUUCUGCCUUUCAGACAUUUAAAAUAAGCUGUAGCACAGACUUAGUAAAAACUAUAAAAGUUUUGGGAAAAAUAAACAGUAGCACACAGAGUUUUAGCCCACAAUUCUUGCAGUGAAGAAUAAAAUCACUACAUUCUCAAAGAUGACACUGAGGUCUAUAUUAAAAUUAGCCCUUCUGCUACCUCGAGUUUGCUCCCAUGUUAGCAUAGCAGGGCCUUGUCAAAAAUACAACCAGCAUGGGAGAAUGUGUAGUUCUUUGAGACAACUGAUAAGUGGAAGUUUUAGAUACUGUCACACUACAAUUAAGUCACAUAGUUCAGACUACUGUUAAGUGAAAGAUUUACCUCUAAAAUUCAGUACCUUCUGUUUUGAUUAACCUAAUGUAACCUGUACCAGAUAGUGUCCUAUAGAAAUAGUCACUGUAUUCAUAAAAGUAGUUUAAAAGUCCAAAACACUAUUAAUAUUUAAGUCACUGUUGCAUUGCAGUUUCACCUAGUGACAUGACAGUAUGUUUCAUUGUAUAUUAUGGGCUUAGGGGAUGGCAAAAUAACUCUCCCCGACCUCUAAAUAAUACAGCUGUGUCCAAAUUUCUCUAGUUCAGGGCUGCAUCUAACUCAUGCACGAUAAAAUAGAUUGUCGACAUCCUAAUCUCAAAUGCAAAAAGGUGUGGAAAUUACAACUUCCAGUAGCCCAGGCUCCAUCUUUCUCCGUAGGACCAGGUCCUCAGCUGGUGUAAUCUGGUAUAGCUCAGUUAAAGUCAAAGGAACCAUAUUGAUAUAAACCAUCUGAAGCUCUGGCCCUUAAUAGAGUGGAGCUGGGUUCUGAAAUACAGGAUUUUUAGGAAGUUUUGUUUUCAGUAUUAGGAAAAAAAUUGAAAAGAUGCUGUCAUAAAAUGAACAGCCUCUCCUGCCGUCUCUGUUCACCAAAAGAUGUACUUAAAGUUGGCUUUGAUUUUAUUGUAAAGCACUGGACCACUUAAAGCCAUUCUAUGUAUAUGUAAGCACUGCCAAGAAAUAAUAUUUAAGGUAAUUUCUUAUUUUCUCAUUGAUUACUUGGGCCUCAGCCUACCACCAGUUUUCUAGCAGAACUCCCCAGUAAAAUAAAUGAUUUCUGCUUAAAAGCCGGUGGCACCAUAUAGCCUAUUGAAUAUAAUCACCUUUGUUAGGAAAGGAUGCAUCCCAAGUGGCAUUAGAAAGGAGUAGUAGUUUUUUUUUCCAAAUAAUUUCUGCCACAACAUUCCAUGUAAAGAUGAUAUUUGUAAUUUUAUAAAUGUAUUUUUAUACUGCUUUCCCCCCCUCUAUAUGUGCACAUAAUAGUGUAUGUAGGUUUUAAAGAGUCAAACUUACUCCCUCCUUCCAAUGUAUUAGUCCUUUCCUGUGUAUUGUCAUUUUUCUGACAAUCAGAAUUAUCUAACAAUUGUAUCCCCAUUUUAAGGUGAUAAAAACACAUUUGUUGUUUCACUUCUAUCACAGCUACAGCUCCACCUGGAAUUAACAUUGCACCAACUAGGCAGAUGUGUUUAUUUCUACCCCUAUUAAACAAAUAUGUACAACAAUUUUCCAAUAAUUUCUGUGAUCUAAAAUAAACAUGUUUUUAUUCUGGCCAGAGACUCAGUUCAAAUGGAAGGAGUUAGAGGCAAGGCUAUACCUCUACUCUCUUGUGAUUGUGUGUUUCAAAUAGCCCUGAAACCAUAUUGGCAUACAUGUGCCAAGCUGCUUACUGUACCACUGCUAGCCUCUUCUUAGCACAGUAUCAGUCUGUUCAGGUUCUGUCUCUACAACUUACCCAUAUUUCUCAUGGGUGUUACCAAUAAAGAAUAUUAAUAGGAAGAUGAAGAAGUGUGACUGCUUACAAAUAUUUUGGAUUAAAUUACAUUUUUGUAGUGGGAAAUUUAAAAAAACCUACUAAGCCAUAUAACCUUCUCUGAAUAUCUUUAGAUCAGUAUUUCUCCAAUGACAUUAUUUCAAAAUGAUUAGCAUUGGUAUGGACAAACAAUAGGCAGAGUCUCAGCACUAUGUAAAUGUGCAGAGAGCAAAAUAUCAGUUGUAAUGUAACUAGAACUAGACAGAAAGAUUACAUGAAGCCUUCCAUCCCCUGUAUGUUA
Terrapene triunguis (Three-toed box turtle) is the source of this 5817-nucleotide messenger RNA. RefSeq names its product corin, serine peptidase (gene CORIN). The transcript has 23 exons. The coding region runs from base 43 to 3435 and encodes 1130 amino acids. The record is from RefSeq and is a predicted model, not a curated record. Lineage: Eukaryota; Metazoa; Chordata; Testudines; Emydidae. Gene Ontology annotation, molecular function: serine-type endopeptidase activity; protein binding. Gene Ontology annotation, biological process: peptide hormone processing; acrosome reaction; regulation of blood pressure. Gene Ontology annotation, cellular component: membrane.